Molecule: messenger RNA, 1470 nt
Organism: Stegodyphus dumicola
Lineage: Eukaryota; Metazoa; Arthropoda; Arachnida; Araneae; Eresidae
Source: RefSeq, a predicted model, not a curated record
AUGCUAGCUUGGAUACAGAGAAAGGAAGUAUGGGACGUAGCUGUAAAGAGAUUAGCUUCUACAGUAAAACGACUAAAAGCUGAGAAACUGUAUGAUGCUUAUGGAGAAGUUUUUAGUGAAUGGGAACAAGAAGGCAUCAUAGAAGAAGUACCAAAAAGCGAAAUUGAUGUAACAUGCCAUUAUCUGCCACAUCGACACGUAGUAAAAGAAAACAGUACUACACGAAUCAGGCCAGUGUUUGAUGCCUCGGCCAAACAAAAAGGAUCCCCUAGUCUCAAUGAUUGUCUAGAAAAAGGUCAGAACCUUAUCGAACUGAUUCCUUCAAUUCUUCAUAGAUUCCGAAUGAACAGAAUAGGAGUUUCUGCAGAUAUACGAAAAGCAUUCUUACAAAUAAGUCUCAACCCUAAGGAUAAAGACUAUCUAAGAUUCUUAUGGUAUAGAACUGAUGGAAAACUGAAGUAUUACAGGCAUUGUAGGGUAGUAUUUGGAGUUACAAGCAGCCCUUUCUUGCUAGUUUCUGUAAUUCACCAUCUUCUAGAAUCCACUUUGAAACAACUAAAUGGAAACCCAAAAGAGAUUUUAGCUACUACACACAAAAUAUUCGACCCUUUAGGAAUAGCUUGCCCCGUAACUCUUGUGCCGAAACUUUUACUUCAGCAGCACCUAUGGGAAGUUAAGUUAUCUUGGGACCAAGAAGUUGAUUCAAAUUCAAAAUCACAAUUUUGUAAAUGGUUGAAUGAUUUGCAGUGUCUGGAAAGAAUGAGAAUACCAAGAUGGUUAAACUGUGAUCGUGAGAUUGAAAAUAUCUCACUUCAUUUCUUCAGUGAUGCGAGUAAACUUGCAUAUUCAGCUGUGGCCUUUGUUCGAGUACAAACAAGAGAUUCGGUUCAAGUUCAUUUGGUGCAAGCUAAAGCGAGAGUUGCACCCAGCGGAAGGAAAAAGACAACAAUAGCUCGAUUGGAACUUCUUGGAGCUACAAUAUGUGCACGUUUAGCAUCCAGCAUAAUACCUGAAUUUCAAGCUGAUGAUAUUUGUUUUUGGACAGAUUCGUCUACUGUGCUAGCUUGGAUACAGAGAAAUGAAGUAUGGGACGUAUUUGUUCACAACAGAAUUAAGGAAAUAAAGCGACUGACUUCUAUUGAAUCCUGGAGGCACGUACCAGGAUCACUGAAUCCUGCUGAUUUGCCCAGUAGAGGAUGCUCUGCUUCUUAUUUAAUUAAAUCCAGAUGGUGGGAAGGACCUAAAUGGCUAUAUUUAUCACCUGAAAAAUGGCCAAAAGAAGAUUUUAGUGCUGAUGAAGAAGAAAUAGCUCUUGAGAAAAAGAAAAGGAUUAUUUCGUCCUUAAUAAAUCUUAAUGCUAGUGAAAUAGUUGCUACUAGAUUCUCAAGUUAUCGUAAGACAAUCAGACUGGUAGCGUGGAUGUGUCGUUUUGUUUACAACUGUAAACAUCAAAACAAGAAAAAAGGAUGA